GCCAAAUCAUCAGCAGCAUUCGUGUUAAAGUGUCGUUGCUCAAAUAGCAUCCAAUAGAAAAAAGAAAAAAUUCAAAGAAAAAUUCAGAAGAAAAGAAGUUGCCCCGUUUGGGUGCGGUUUCUGUAGUGGCGUUUGUGCUCCGUGGUGUUGGCCGCUUCGGUUUUCAUUACACGAUACACACACACACACAUACACACAUACACACAUAGACACCGGCCAAAAUGGACCAGCCGUGCGAUCGAGUUCCACUACUUAUUCACCGUACUCAUCGUCUUCAAGACAUUGUGACGUGACAGUGCGCCCCCAGCUGCCGGACGAACUCCCGACGCGCGGCCCUUCAUGACUUCAGAGUUCGAAAAAGAAUUCAACACCAAUUUUCCGGGGGGGGGACCAUUUACUAAUCAGUUCGGUUCAGUUUAGCUCGUUUUUAUUUUUAUUAUUUGGGUUUUUUGUUUGGCAUGUGCCCGGCUCAACCGACAUCCCGUAUGCGGAUCGCUUAGACCCACCACACGCGUACACGCAGUUCAAUCGCAGUUCAUUUGUCGAUAGGUGUGUCCGUUUCGAAGUGAUUGAAAAGAAAGAAGAAAAAAAAAGGGGGACCAACAACAACAACAACAACAACACAAAGUGAUUGUGCUGCAUUCGUUUUCUCAUUUCAUUCAUCGUGCGCUAGAUGUUUGCGUUGGGCAAAGUGACGUAAAAAGAGUGACGGAAGAAAAAGGAAAAAACGAACCCUUUCCACAGACCAAUUUUCACCUGGAACGCUGAAAAAAAAAAAGAGGGAAAGGGAGAGAGUACAACAUUUUCUGGGUGGUUUUUUUUUUUUUGUUCCUUCCCUUUUCCAAUUUCUCCCCUGCGGACCUUUUUUUUUCUUCUUCUUCUCCGUUCAUUUUUUUUCCACUCUCCUUUUUUUUGACGGGGGGUGCGCGCGUGUUGUGUGUGUAUGUGUGUCGGCGACGAACGCGCAACGCGCCGACCGGCCAGUCGACACGAGGAAAUGAAUUGGCCGACAAGUUCGCCGUCACUCCUCCUGGUGUUGCCGGCCUCUGCCUCGUCUAGCAAAAGAAUCGCCUCCUCUCCAUGGACAGUUUUCACCGUCUCGACCAUCGUCGUUUUGGCCGUCUUCACUCACCUUGCAGAAUCGACGACGACGACGAAUACAGCCUCUGCAUCCGGAUGGGAUUGGACGGCCGGAAGGAACAAUAUCGACAUUCUGGACGAGUUGGCAGCCGUGCGGCACAACUUAACGGGCGUCGAAGUAGCCCCGGGACCUUACAGCAUUUCACCUGCCCUUUAUUUCACAGGAGACAAUCGGACCAUCCGUUUAUUGGAUACUUCCUACGCCAAGGUGAUGACGUUGCUCCAGUCCCACCAUGACAUCACCUUCGUGGCGGCUGUCCGGCAAGAGCCGUACAACGUCGGCACGCUUUUCUCCUUAUCCGAAGGAUUCACGAGGUUCCUCGAGUUGCAGAGCUCAGGCCGUAAGGACGAGAUUCGGUUGCAUUAUAAUCACCUGGGAGUGCCUCGCGUCGAGACGUUCAGUUAUCGGUUGGCUGAUGGCGUUUGGCACCGAUUGGCCGUGACGGUUAGCGGCGGGGUCGCUUCUCUUUACGUCGACUGCCGUCGUGUUGAACGCCGAUGGAUGGCUGCCAUUCCCGACACAGCCAUUAUUCCGGAAUCUUCUUCUUCUUCGGUUCCAGUCGCAGAAAAGAAAGAUAACAAAUCUGCCAACAAAAUGUCGCUGUGGAUUGGACAGCGCGGAGACCAACAUUUCCUAUUCAAAGGUGCUAUGCAGGAUGUCAAUUUAAUAGCGGGAAGCAAUGGCCACCUGGUGCAAUGUCCGGCAGCUGAAGCCGAAUGUCCGACGUGCGGCGAGUUUCACAGUCUACAAUCGGUCGUUGCCCGGCUAGAGAAAUCAUUGCAACAUCUUACUAAUAAAUUGGAACAUGCCGAAGAACGGCUGACGCAACUGGAACAAUGCGAUUGCCCGCGUUCCUGCAGCGUCAACGGGACUGUUCACGCUGACGGGACUAGUUGGCAUUCCGAUUGUGACGUGUGUUCGUGCCACAAGGGGCAAGUAACAUGCAGUCCAGUUCAGUGUCCGAAUACUCCGUGCCGUAAUCCCGUCCAGCUACCGGGACAGUGCUGCCGAACAUGUCUGAAGCCGUGCUUCUUCCAUGGAAUAAAGUACGAUCACGGAGAGCGAGCCAGCCCACGUCAUUGCCUGGAAUGUCAAUGCAUCAACGCGUCCAUGCAGUGCCAACCGUUGGACCCUGAACUCCAUUGCCCAGCUCUCUCAUGCCCACCAUCCGAGCAGUUCACCGUCGCCAAUGAAUGCUGUAAACAAUGCCCAGGAGUGGAUCACUGUGCUUCGGCGAAUCGCGUGUGUCACGCUCGUGCGCAGUGCAUCAACCUGCAGACAACCUACGCCUGCCACUGCUCGCCCGGCUACACCGGUGACGGCAAACACUGUUCCGAUAUUAAUGAGUGCGAGGCAGAAGGUGGGCCAGGUGGUCACCGUUGCGGAGCCAACACGAUUUGCGUUAACACGGUAGGCUCCUACCGUUGCGACUGCCUGCCUGGCUACUACCAUCUCGGCUCUGGUCCAGACUCAGUUGCCGAAGUGCACCACAACGGCACGGAGUGCGUCGAGUACGACGAAUGCGCUAACAAACUGGACAACGACUGCCAUCCGACGCUGGCCACCUGCAUCAAUACACCCGGAUCCUACCAGUGCGCCUGCCGUCCGGGUUACCGAGGAAAUGGAAUCGAAUGCGAACCUGUGUGUGAUCGACCGUGUCAGAAUGGUGGACGAUGCGUCGCUCCGAACCAAUGCUCUUGUCGCCGCGGUUUCGAAGGCGAAUUUUGCGAAACGGACGUGAAUGAAUGCGAGCGCACCGGCAAUAAAACGACGGGACAUCAAUGCCACGCGAAUUCCGAAUGCCGCAAUAUGCCCGGAUGGUACGCUUGCGCUUGCAAGCCCGGUUUCCGUUCGCCACGGCAGGAUAUCCUGGACACUUUUCUCGGCGCCCUCUGUCAAGAUGUAGACGAGUGCGCCGAAGGAUUGCACAGUUGCCAUGGUAACACUCAGUGCCUCAACACGAUCGGCAGUUACGAGUGCCGAUGCCCGCCCACCAAUCCCAAUUGCAGUUUAGUUUGCCACACGGAAGAGGGUGUUCGCCAAAGUGGAGAGACAUGGACGUCUUACGAGAGUCCAUGCGUCAGCUGCCAGUGUCGUGAGGGCGUUGUGACCUGCUCGAAACUGCCUUGCCAUUGCACGUCUUCUUCUUCUAUUUCUUCCUCCUCGUCAUCAGCAUCUUCCGGAGACUUGGAAUCGACAGCCAAGUUCAGCCUUCACCGGAAUCAAACCGUCGUUCAUCAUCCGAAUUCCGAAUUGUGUUGUCCGCAGUGCCGUUCCAGCAAAUCCCAGCAAUGCCGCCACCAGGAAAAGUCAAAUGUCAUUUUCGAUUCCGGCCAACGAUGGAUUUACCAAUGUCAGAGCUGCGAAUGUCUGCACGGAGAGACAGACUGCUGGUCGAUGGAAUGCCCGCCCGUCUAUUGUAGUCAUCCGGUCCGUCUUCCUGGCGACUGCUGUCUACGUUGUCCGGACAGUGAUCCGUGCAGUGCCGUUGAAGAACCGAUGACUACGACAACAAGUCAGUUCGGAGAGCCCCAAGGAUGCCAUCAUCUCGGUCGUAAUUAUACUCAUGGAACAGAAUGGGCUGCCGGAUUGGAUGGUUGCAAUAAUUGCAAAUGCAAGAAUGGAAAGGUUUGCUGUCAGUAUGAUACUCGCUGCGCUCAGCAGCGCCUGGUGGUGGAUCUCGAGCACAGUGCAGUUGUCCAGCAUCGCCAGAGACACCACCAACACCAGCCACAGCAAAGUAUACGACGCGGCUCGAACCGGAUCAACCGCUCAUCAUCGGAAGGUUUCACUUCACCAACGACGGAUAACGUGGUCGAACAGAGGAAAAAGGGAGGAGGUGACGUGCUGGGAUCAACUACUAAAUCAACAACGUUGGCGACCACCACGAGAAGUGGCGGAUCACGUAUUACGACAGCGAAGACAACAAUUCAAGCGCAUCGAAUGUCUAGAUCAGCCCGUCGGGCCCGUUCGGAUAACAGUGCGGACCAGAACGAUAAGAAUUACGUGAAAUCGUCAUCAGUAGUUCAACAGUCGACGAUGAUCCCAUUUACUACGAACUCUAGUCCUUCUAGUUCGACGUUAAAAGACGGCAGCAGCAGCAGGAUGCUCUCCGGCUCAACAGAAAGUCAACAUGUUCCAGAAGCAACACAAGUAGAAGCUUUCUUGUUUGAUUCUGGAAUCAUCUCAACCAAAAUUGUUAGUCAGCAGCAACCAGAGUCAUCGGGUCCCACUUAGUUUGUGUACUAGCCGCUGCAAGUCUUUAUCAAUGCUGGUACGUAGUAGAAGUAUAACAUUAUAAAUAUUACCGUCAAAUUUUCUAUGUUGUUUUGUUUACGACCCCCAACCUUUAUUUUUUUUUCUUCCCUUUGCUCAUAUCCGAGUUUUUCUUGGGUAAAAACAAAAAUCCUUGAUUCUUUUGUUUCUUCUUCUACUCGCCUUUCUCGUCCUAGCUGAAUCAAAAAUGAAUACAGUAAAACAUUCAAUUUCAAGCAUCCACGAGGGCCAAAAAAAAAUUAAAACACACACAAAAAAAAAAAUUACCAAGUUAAUUAUUUCAAACAAAUCCUUAUCCCUCUUCGUUUUUGUUAAACAUGCAACACACACAGAUACACAUAUUCACGUGUUUUUUUUUCUUUACUUUGGAUCGCCCACCAGUUCUAUUUUUCUACUUUUCUUUAUGUGUGUGUAACAUUGUUGUAUAUUGAAACUCCUCGUAAACAAAAAAGUCAUCCACACAUACCCCCCACACACACACACAUAUAACACACCAGACUUGGUUGACUUAUUGCCCUAAACUGGUUCCCAUUUUUUCUUACCUUGAAGGCCAUUUUUUGUACAUAACUAGUCAGAAAAACCAAACAAGCAAAAAAAAAAAAAAAAAAAAAAUAUCCUAGGCUUAAAAACAGAAUUAUUUAAAUAACGAAAACAAUAGCGUUUUGGUAUAAAUUUAUAAAUAUACCUUUAUGGGGAAAAGGGAAAGAGAAAAAAAAAUUGUCAGAGCAGGGCCAAAUUAAGACAGAUACGCUAUAUAAUGCCAUCUUCUUAUGAGAUUAUUAAAUUGCAACCCAAAUGAAUGUAAUCUGUAUAAUAACGUCUUCUACCGCCCUCUUAAACUUAUCAAUAUUCUUCAUGUUUUAUCCCAUCAAUUCUGUGCUGUUUGUUUUUUGGUUUUUCUUUGUUGCGCCAACUAGUCUGAUCAUAGAGGAGUUGACGAUGACGAACGAUGACUCCUCCGGUAUGACUGCGUGAGUGUAUUUUUGCAAGUGACACCGAUAGAACAUUUCGAUGCCAGCAGCGACGUGGUGGAUACAUGUCAAGGAACCAUAUGUUCAUCCGUGUCGUUGAAUCUGAUCAAAAUUAUUAAUUAUUAUUAUUAUUAUAUUUUUUUGUAUUUCAAUUUCUCAAAUUUUGUAUGUUUGUGCAUGUCACGAUGAAGAAAAUUUGCCUUUUUCUUUUGUUUUGGUUGAAAUCUGAUUGUUUUUUUUCUUCGUCGCAUUGAAUUGCUUCUCAUUUUGUCUCCGACCCUCGGCCCUAGAUUGUCUACCCCUCCCAUUAAUUACGUCCGUUGAUUUGUUUUUUGAACAGACUGUUGUUAAAUAACUAUCUAUCUAUCUAUCCCUCUUCCUCUAUCCUUCCCGUGCACGAAUCGUGUUUGUCUGUCCUGAACUAUUUUGUCUCUAUGUUAUUGGCAGCAAUAAUAUUACACUGAUGAUUACAAGCGGA
Daphnia magna is the source of this 5866-nucleotide messenger RNA. RefSeq names its product protein kinase C-binding protein NELL1. The transcript has 15 exons. The record is from RefSeq and is a predicted model, not a curated record. Gene Ontology annotation, molecular function: protein binding; calcium ion binding. The coding region runs from base 944 to 4378 and encodes 1144 amino acids. NCBI's taxonomy places the organism in Eukaryota, Metazoa, Arthropoda, Branchiopoda, Diplostraca, Daphniidae.